ACUACAAUGGCCAUGUUCAACAGCAAGCUCCUCUUGUCAUUCUACAUCCUUACCUUUUUAAUUGGCCUUCCCGCCAAUAUCCUCGCAUUUUUUACCUUCUGUCGCAAGGUUCACCGCAAGCCCACCCCCAUCGACAUUCUCCUGCUAAAUCUGACAAUAUCUGACCUGAUCUUCCUUGUGUUCCUGCCUUUCAAGAUGAAGGAGGCUUUUGACAACAUGAUCUGGAAGCUGCCGUAUUACUUGUGUCCUUUUAGCAGUUUCUUUUUCUUCUCCACCAUCUACACCAGCACAUUAUUUCUGACAGCAAUCAGCAUUGAGCGCUACCUGGGAGUCGCGUUUCCAAUUCGAUAUGCGCUUGGUCGUCGACCGCGCAACGCUGUGAUUGCAAGUUGCUUCCUCUGGUUUCUGGGCUCUCUGAACCUAAGUAUUGUGUACAUUGUGCCAUUCAUACACUCAAGUGAUGCCAAUGACUCUAGCAAUAGCAAGAUACACUGGUCCAAUCCCAUAUCAUUAACGUGCUAUGAUAACUUCACCACAGAACAGUUGCACAUUCUACUUCCUGUUCGUCUGGAGCUAUUUAUCAUGCUUUUUUGUAUACCCCUCCUUAUCUGCUGUUUCUGUUACAUCAACUUCAUUCGAAUUCUGUCCAAUCUACCCCACCUCGGACGACGUCGUAGACUCAGGGCUAUUGGACUGGCGGUAGGGACACUGCUGGUUUUCACCAUCUGUUUCAGCCCCUAUAAUGUCUCACAUGUGGUUGGUUUUGUUAAUAAGGAAAGUAAGUGGUGGCGUCACUUUGCCUUAAUCUCCAGUAUGCUGAAUGCCUGUUUGGACCCCAUUAUCUUUUACUUUUCCUCGGCUGCUGUCCGAAGUGCCAUAAAAGCAUGUGGUUAUGGUCUGAGGGAGAAGAUGCACAUUGUACGAUGCAGAAGGGUUCCAUGCUGCCCUUUGCUGGGCCCUUCAAGAACUGAGGCCCACAGGGACUCGAAUCCACCUAUUGACCUGAGAUGA
Myxocyprinus asiaticus (Chinese sucker) is the source of this 1011-nucleotide messenger RNA. RefSeq names its product free fatty acid receptor 2-like. The transcript has a single exon. Lineage: Eukaryota; Metazoa; Chordata; Actinopteri; Cypriniformes; Catostomidae. Bases 7 to 1011 code for a protein of 334 amino acids. Gene Ontology annotation, cellular component: plasma membrane. Gene Ontology annotation, biological process: cellular response to fatty acid; G protein-coupled receptor signaling pathway. The record is from RefSeq and is a predicted model, not a curated record. Gene Ontology annotation, molecular function: G protein-coupled receptor activity.